This is a messenger RNA of Neodiprion virginianus, 5536 nucleotides long. Its product is annotated as pyrokinin-1 receptor-like. Bases 906 to 3065 code for a protein of 719 amino acids. Gene Ontology annotation, biological process: neuropeptide signaling pathway. The transcript has 5 exons. The record is from RefSeq and is a predicted model, not a curated record. Gene Ontology annotation, cellular component: plasma membrane. NCBI's taxonomy places the organism in Eukaryota, Metazoa, Arthropoda, Insecta, Hymenoptera, Diprionidae. Gene Ontology annotation, molecular function: neuropeptide receptor activity.
CGUAAAGUCGGUUCAAAGUUUCUAGUGGCAAUAGUGAACAGAAUGGUGAUUGGAAACGCGAUUCGUCCGGUGUUGGGAGAGUUGAGCGAUUUUACGCUUAUGUACGAGAGAGAAAACAUGGGUGUUUUUGCGCUUUUUCUAUCGCGCCAAAACCCGGCUCAAGAUAUAUCAAGACGUCAUUCUUUCGCGUACUUUUUCUUCCGAUAUAUAUAACCGAAGAAUUUAUGCAGCUCGAGAGUCAGAAGCCGAUCAGUCGGUGCAGAAAAAGUGAAUAAAAUAUUGCCGGGAUAAAUCAUCGCUGGCUCUUUUCUAGCAUUGGGUUAUAGGUGGUCGUGAACACCGUGUAGGUAUGUGUAAGGUGCAAGGGCGACGCGCUUGCGUGUCAUUGUUCCUGCGGACCGCGAGUGAGCUUCUCUGAACUAAAGCUCGCGUCCCGAGGGGUAUCCAGUUUCACCAAAACCACGCUUCGCUUCUCGGACUUUGUGAAUGAACGGCGAGACGCGCGGGUCUAGAAAGUGUAGAGCUUGCAAGAGGGGAAGAUCGUUGCGCGUGUGCUUUUAUUAAAUUAUUACAUAGGUAAUCACUUUUUACACGUUUUCGUUUCGCUUCGAAAUCCCAAUUCCGACGAGUCUCUUCGUAUUGUCAACAGUGCGCGGACUUUUUUUAACCCGUAAAAUUCACGGUGUUGAUAAAUGAUCGCGUAAUUUGCAAAAACUAACUUAUAAAUUAAUGGCUAAACCGAUGUGUGAAACUUUCUGUGCGAGAUGAUGAAGAUCUCGUGGUGAAUUAUACGGAGCUUGGGAUUCUCGUCUACUGUGCGCAGGAGUGCAGAGGUUCAUCGGAAUGUGGAAAGACACUUCAACAGUCCCUCAGUGAAUCACGUCAAGGCCGAUGAUGGCUCCUCCAUGCUUCCAGACACGAGACAUUCCUUUCCCGACGAGUGUCCUGAGGGACGAAAGCGCGGCCUUCAAACCGGAAGAACCUCCGGUGGAAGAUCAUCAGGCCUUUUAUUCCUGAACGGGAAAAUGCCCGUAAAGCCGACUGGACGGGGUUCGACAACCUCGUCCAAAGAAGGUGCAACGGGGACGCCGGUUCCCUCUGGGUACCGGAGCACGUGGGGGGCGCGCCGGGACCCCCUCUACAUCGUGAUCCCGGUGACGGUUAUAUACGCGGUGAUAUUCCUGACCGGCGUCGUCGGUAACGUCAGCACCUGCGUGGUUAUAGCGCGAAACAAGUCCAUGCACACGGCCACCAACUACUACCUCUUCAGCUUGGCGGUCUCCGACUUGCUUCUCCUGGUCUCCGGACUUCCGCCCGAGAUGUACUACAUCUGGUCCCACUUCCCGUACGUCUUCGGCGAGGUGUUCUGCGUGAUCCAAGGAUUUGCCGCCGAGACUUCGGCCAACGCCACUGUGCUUACGAUAACAGCGUUCACCGUCGAACGCUACGUGGCCAUUUGCCACCCUUUCCUCUCGCACACGAUGUCCAAGCUGACAAGGGCGAUAAAGUUCGUCGUUGCGAUUUGGCUGGUCGCUCUCUGCCUCGCCGUUCCGCAGGCCAUGUCCGUUGGCAUCGUUUACGAGACCUUCGACGACGGUAGGAUUCCGUACGAGGAUCACUACGUUUGCGUUGUUAAGCGGGUCGUCAUUCCUCACGCCUUCGAGAUUUCCACAUUCGUAUUCUUCGUCGCUCCUAUGACUCUUAUCACCGUUUUGUACGUACUUAUUGGACUCCAGCUUCGACGCUCCAGCGUAAUAGCGAGAGGCGGCGCAGCCGGAAGCAGCGUUUCCCUCAAGGCCAGGGGCAUGUUUAAACGAAAGGAACGACCGGCCACAGAAGUCGUCGCCGUUAUGCUGCCAGAGACUUGUCAGGGACAGGGAAACGACGCGAGCCUCAACGACGAUGGAAGGAAAAAUUACUCCAAGAAUGUUCAGAACAAGGCGACGAGGCACGUCGUCAAAAUGCUCGUCGCUGUUGUCGUGGCGUUCUUUAUCUGCUGGGCUCCCUUCCACGCUCAGCGAUUGCUCGCCGUUUACGGCACCAACCACGCCCCCCACAUGGUCGCGGUCUUCAACGUCCUCACCUACGUUUCCGGGGUCCUCUACUACCUUUCGACGACCAUCAACCCCCUGCUUUACCACAUCAUGUCCAACAAGUUCCGCGAGGCCUUCAAGGACACGCUCGCCCGAUGCUGCGGCCGAGGUCGACUUGCGCGGCGGAGAACGGGGGGCGGCGUCGGGGGCGCCACGGGAGGCGUAGGUAGGUGCUACUCAAUCCUGUCGGGGCGAUUCUCACAGAACAACAGCACGAGCAACGGAAGUGGGAACGAGGGUGGCUGCUGCGUCCUGGAGGACGACGGAGGCCUGAGUGGUCCCCGGUUCCCGCAGGACUGCACGGAGGUGACGAGCUUGCGAGAGUUUCGCCGACCCUUGGUGGUGUCCUUCCGUCGGCGUCACGCCGCGACCGCGGCGAAACCGGAAGCUCCGAAACUGGAGAACGAGCUGCGGGAAGCGUUGGCCGACCUGGCCGAUGACGCGGGAAAAAGCGCCCGGUCGCGGAGGUCUCACCUCGAAACUACGACGCGGAUUUCCACCGCCUCAUCCUCGGCAAUCGGGAAUAACGGUAUGCAUUUACGUCUGAUUUCCAGAGGGUCGACUGCCGUAGAAAAAGACGACGAGGUCCUCGAGGCCUGCAGGAAGACGGUUGUUCUCUUGGAAUCGUACCGGACGCCCGAGGAAACUGGCAAAAACGAGGGUGACGACGACGAGGACGACGUCGAUGCUGACGGAAAGGUCUCCGCUUGUGAUCGAGACGAGGAGCGAUGUCCGACGACGAUAACUUCCGGAACUUUGGUCGGUCGGGGGGUCGGUUGUGCGGAUAACUUUGCCAAGGUUGAGGACAUAGAGAUAUUCCACGAGCACAGAUUCGUCAUGCGGGAUCUCAAGAGGAAUAAUUCGGCCAGAGUAUCUGAUCCCUCAGGUUUUUCCCACGGUCAAACCGUCUGUCAGACGAGCUUUGGUUCAGAACGCUUUUUAGGACUCUCUACCGCAGGCCUCGAGGGCUGAUUAUUAAUAGGUGUAAUACCGAGGGUCACUGUCUGCUUGGAAUUAUUAUUACGGUAGGUCUUCCUCUUGUUUUUUUGUGACAUUCGUGUUGGUGGGUACAAUUUUCGAAAGCGAAGGAGCGAUCGGUUUAACGGAUUGAUCGACGGAGGACGAGGACCUUUUUGGAGAUUGAAAAAGUUUUUCGAGGUAUGAACACGAUCUGUUAACUGAAAAUCUGCCACUCGUGCGUAGAUACAUGUAAAAAUCACACUGGAGAAGAAAAAAUCUCGACUUUUAGAUCUUGAGGAUUGUGCAUUCCGAAUGUAAUGGCAUUCGUAUUUCGAAAAUUAAGAAAACCAUCGUUAAGCCAAGCAAAUAGUUUAAUGAUCCUUGGAUUAUGUAGAAAGUAUAUUUCUGACCGUGUAGGUACAAAACCAGAGUUGCCAGAAUGGCGAGAUUUAAUUACGUAAUAGGCAUAAAAUGAAGACGAAAUAAAUAAAUAGACAGAUAUAAAUAUAUAUAUAUAUAUAACAUAAACAGGUAUAUAAAGGCAAGCUCGAGGAAUAAUAAAUGGUGCGUACCUACGUAUGUAGAUAUGCUUGGCACGCACAAUUUACCUUUGAGAAAAGGCUCUCUUCCUGUUCUCUGACUUACAUUUAUAUACCUGCGUACAAAUAACGUUGCGUAGUAGAUAUAAAAUUCCCAUCUGAUUUAAGACUUCUCGUCUUUGGUCGGAACCCGCAAGAGCUUGUUUCAUUUUUUAUUUAUUUAUUUUUUUAUUUUUCGUUUCGACUUUUUCUAAAGCAUAUACGUACGAAGCAUUCGUCAGCAGCGUAGGUUGAAUUUUUUUCGCUACUGUUGUUGUACUUGAGGUGAGAUCCGGUAGCCGCGUGUUUUACGAUUAUUGCUGGAAGUUCGAGGUGUACAAAAGACAAAAAGCUGCUUCAACCCUACAUCGCCAAUUUUACUUGGCGUGUUAUACCUAUGCAUGUGUUUUUUAAUCAGCUUUACAUCGACGUGUGUAAUUCGAGGAACGCUGCGAGUUUAUCUCGAUAGAAUUUAGUUUAGAGGGAAAACACUCUUAUCUGAGUGAAACCUCUAAUUCUGAGAAUACGCGAACAAGGGGAUUACUUAAGAUAUAAACAAAUUUAUAUACAUAUUAUAUGUAAUAACGUUACGUUCACAAUAUUAUAAUACCGUGUUUUUGUAAAUGUAAAUAUAUAUAGUACAUAUAUGUAUAUACAUAUGUGUGUACUAUAUUAUAUUUUUGUCGCUUAUGAAUAAAAUUUAUGCAUACUCAAAUUAAACAAUGUACGCGGGCAUGUUUGAGGUGGGCAUGUUAAUUAUUAAUCUGAACAGUCCUUAGUACGGAUCAUAAGAAAUGAUGAGAAAACGAAACUGUACUCAUUAACCCGCCGUAAGGGCAGGUAAAAUUUGCGAUUCAAUUUCUAGCAACGAGAUUAGGUUCGUCGGGGAUGGUAAAACAGGUAAUGAAAGAACAGUCUUGCAGAUUUAUUCAGACAGUAUAUAUCUGAUAUAUUAAACUCGUUGAAUUUUGGUCGCUUCUCAAUUGGGAAACUGUCAGAAUUACCAAAAUUCAAAAAGUUACUGUAAUACAUACAUACGCUUUACAUUUAACACAUGACUGUCACAAAUCCGUUAUACAUAUAGGAUAUAGUAAAAUUCAUGGAACACAUAAAAUUAAACAUACAGCAAGAGCGAAAAACUUAUAACAACAUUCCCUGUUAAAAAUUGACGCGUAAACACAUAAUUGUAGUAACAUAAUAUCACAGAAUUUCUCAAUCAUUUUAUACCUGCAUGUAAGAAUUGAAUUAGUUUUUUUUAUUUUUCAAUAUUUGCAAAUUGUCUUUUCGUCAUACAUAUUCAUGCAAUAGCUAUCCGGUGAUUAUUUAUCACUUCGGUAAUUCUACUUAUGCGCUCAUUACUCUCACCCUUACACAAACAAAAAUUUUUGCAAUUUCACAACACAGUAAUUGCGCCUAUUCCUAAUUUUAUAUCUCAAAUCGUUGUCCGUCUGAUUGACUUCGUUUUUUUAAAUAUUCGUAUACUCCAAUUCAAUUCUUUUCACUUAAAGAAUAUUUGAAUUUAUUAUUUUUUUUUUUUUGUCUACUUUGCUUUUUCACAGAAAAUUUCCAACAAAUUAACAUUACAAUAAAGCCAUUCAACUGCCGAUUACUUUCAACAAUAAACAUUAAACGUACAAUGAUCGAUCGAUUUUCCAACACAUCGUAUGUAAUUGGUCAAUUUUUUUUCCCCCACGGUAUAAUUACAACUCUAACUAAUAAUCGCGCAUACCGCGAUCGAUCACACGAGUCGUUGAUGAGUAGAUUAAAUUUAUUUACAUUAGCGUCAUAAAGUGUCAUUGCGUAUAUACAUGCAAAAAUUUCCCCUAUAAUACUACGUUCAUAAUUCGUUUUGUCAGUUUGAGCUUGAACGUUAUUUUAAUCGUCCUAUACGCGAGACAUUGGAAA